AUGAAUUUAUCGGGUCACUUUGUUAUUCAACUCGCCCGCUACUUCCGAAUUGAACCGCCGCAAAUUUUACUGAUCUACGACGAAGCGGCGCUGCCAACGGGCGUUAUCAAACUGCGCCAAGGCGGAUCAAGCGGCGGUCACAACGGCGUUCAAAACGUGAUCGACCAGUUAGGUCAAGCCGAUUUUAUGCGAUUGCGGAUCGGGAUCGGACCGGUUCAGGGUAACUUGGAAAAUUACGUUCUUAGUCCCUUUAACGCCGCUCAAAUCGCAGUUUUAAAUAAUCAAAAAAAACGUCUGAUUGAAAUGGUUAAAACUGUGGUUGAUGAAGGUCUGGAAAGCGCGAUGAAUCGCUUUCACUAA
Messenger RNA from Centruroides sculpturatus (bark scorpion), 360 nucleotides. Its product is annotated as peptidyl-tRNA hydrolase-like. The transcript has a single exon. The coding region runs from base 1 to 360 and encodes 119 amino acids. Gene Ontology annotation, molecular function: peptidyl-tRNA hydrolase activity. The record is from RefSeq and is a predicted model, not a curated record. Lineage: Eukaryota; Metazoa; Arthropoda; Arachnida; Scorpiones; Buthidae.